Engraulis encrasicolus (European anchovy) is the source of this 1309-nucleotide messenger RNA. RefSeq names its product kynurenine--oxoglutarate transaminase 3-like. Gene Ontology annotation, biological process: biosynthetic process. Gene Ontology annotation, cellular component: mitochondrion; cytoplasm. Bases 1 to 1260 code for a protein of 419 amino acids. The record is from RefSeq and is a predicted model, not a curated record. Gene Ontology annotation, molecular function: pyridoxal phosphate binding; L-kynurenine:2-oxoglutarate transaminase activity. The transcript is spliced from 12 exons. Lineage: Eukaryota; Metazoa; Chordata; Actinopteri; Clupeiformes; Engraulidae.
AUGGCAUCCUCCAGACACAAGAAUGCCAAGAGGAUUGAAGGCUUGGACAAGAACGUGUGGGUUACCUUCACGUCACUGGCAGCAGAUCCGUCCAUCGUCAACCUUGGCCAGGGUUUUCCUGACAUGCCACCUCCCUCAUACCUGAAGGAAGGUCUGGCCCAGGCCGCGUCAGUGGACAGACUGAACCAGUACACAAGAGGCUUUGGCCAUCCCACUUUGGUCAAAGCCCUGUCGCAGGUGUACGGGAAGGUGUGUGAUCGGGAGAUCGACCCCUUCAAGGAGAUCCUGGUGACAGUGGGGGGUGGUGGGUCGCUCUUCAGCUGCAUGCAAGCCCUGGUGGAGCAGGGCGACGAGGUCAUCAUCAUCGAGCCCUUCUUCGACUGCUUCGUCCACAUGGUGCGGAUGGCAGGAGCAACACCAGUGCUGAUACCACUCAGAUUGAAGGCUGGCAAGAAAGGAGACAACAUCAGUAGUUCAGAUUGGGUUCUCGACCCGGACGAACUGGCCAGCAAGUUUACCUCCAAGACGAAGGCUAUCAUCAUCAACACACCAAAUAACCCCAUAGGAAAGAUCUUCACCAGAGCUGAGCUGCAGACUAUAGCUGACCUGUGCAUCAAGCAUGACACCCUGUGCUUCAGUGAUGAGGUGUACGAGUGGCUCAUCUACAAGGGCCACCAGCACAUCAAAAUAGCCACUCUGCCUGGUAUGUGGGACCGCACUGUGACCGUCAGCAGCGCAGGGAAGACCUUCAGUGUCACCGGAUGGAAGCUUGGCUGGUCUAUUGGCCCAGAGCACCUGAUCUGCCACCUGCAGACGGUCAUGCAGAACACCCUCUGCACCUGCCCCACUCCACUACAGGAGGCGGUAGCGCAGGGUCUGCUGGUGGACUAUGAGCGAAUGGGGACACCCGAGUGCUACUUCUGCUCCCUGGCCACCGAGCUGGAGGGCAAACGUGAUAGGCUGGCCGGCAUCCUGCGCUCCGUUGGCAUGACGCCCGUGGUGCCAGAGGGAGGCUACUUCAUGAUCGUGGACGUCACUGCCCUCAAUCAGGACCUGUCGCACAUGGACAGUGACGAGGCGUACGACUACAAGUUCAUCAAGUGGAUGAUCAAGGAGAAGAAACUGGCUGCCAUUCCAGUCACGGCUUUCUGUGGAGAUGACUCCAAGAAGCAGUUUGAGAAAUACAUUCGCUUGUGCUUCAUCAAGCAAGACAGCACACUGGACGCAGCAGAAGUCAUCCUGAAGAACUGGAACAAGUAAACACCACGCUGGGAAAGAGACGAAGACCAGCUAUACUACCUCCCCACUG